AUGAUAAAUGCCUGUACACUAUUGUUAUGCGUUAGCCAAUUAUGUCUAUUGAUUCAAACAUUGAUUGUCGACUGUGAUUCUACUGAUAUUGUGUCUACUUCUCAAAAGGUAACCGCUGGUCCAGGAGAAUCGGAGACAUUUCAGUUCAUUCCAUACGUGGCGUACUCUUCGAAUGGUACUGUAGAAGGUCAACUAGUCUAUGUCAAUGAAGGCACAAAAAAGGAUUUUAAGACCCUGAAAGCUUAUAACAUCUCCGUUGAAGGGAAGAUUGUUAUUUGUCGAAGGAUAUCUGGAAACGUUUUGGAAGCAGCCAAACAUGGAGCUAUCGGCGCACUCUUUUAUCCAGACCCUUCCACCUACAGCCAAGCUGGUCAAUCAGAUGAAGAURUGUAUCCMAACACAGUAUGGAGCUCAAGUGACUCCAUCUACGAGAAACCAGUAAGAUCAAUGUUUGGUGAUCCCUUGACGCCAGGUCUCCCGGCUCUGCCUGGCAUGUACAGACGACCUUUAAAUGAGACAAGCCUUCCCACAAUUCCAUCACAACCGAUAUCGUUUGAGGAUGCGCAGAAACUGUUGAGCAGAAUGAAUGGAAGCGAAGUACCAGAAAUUUGGCGAGGAGCCCUUAAUUUGACUUACAGGUUUGGUCCAGGAUUCACKACAUCCAACACGACAGUUCGCAUCAAAGUCCACAACAUAAUGAAAGAGAYGAAAAUUUAUAACGUCAUUGGAACUAUUCGGGGGAGGGAGGAGCCAGAUAGGAUUGUCCUCAUUGGUAACCAUAGAGACGCCUGGUUGUUUGGUGCUGUUGACCCCUCUAGUGGUACUGCAACACUCAUUGAGAUGUCACGYGUUAUUGGGAACUUACUGAAAACAGGUUGGAGGCCAAGAAGGACCAUUAUGUUUUGUAGUUGGGGAGCAGAAGAGUUUGGCCUGGUAGGUUCGGUGGAAUGGGUGGAGCAGCACUCCAAGCUGCUUAACGACCGUGCUAUUGCAUAUCUCAACACCGAUGUUGCUGUUGGCGGGAAUUUUGUCCUUGUUGUUCAGAGCUGCCCACUAUUAGUAGAUUUUAUCUUCUCUUGGGCUAAGAAAGUGCGAGAUCCUAAUGCGCAUGGCARCAAGACUUCUUUGUAUGACAUAAUGACCGAAAGGAUGCCACUAUCAAAAACAAGAAAAGGUGAACCAACUGUGCUUUCAUUCCGAUACAUGAGUGAUUACUACCCGUUCUAUAUGAAUGUAGGGGUUCCAUCGGCUGACUUUAGUUACUUUUUUGGAUACAAAAACCAAUGGCAGCUUUACCCAGUCUACCACACGCAGCAUGACACGUUCUACUGGGUGAAAAAGUUUAUCGAUCCGGAGUUUAAAUUCCACGAAGCUAUGGCUAAGUUUCAAGGGGGAAUGCUUCUUGACCUGGCAGACCUUCCACUWCUACCAUAUGGUAUACAGCGGCUGUCCGACUCGCUGAAGGAUGCRGUAAAAUCACCGGGAUUUUUAGAGUUCAAAAAACUAAACCUUCACACUGAUCAUGUCAUURAAGCUGUGAACAAAUUUGGAAAUGCAUCGAAGGAGUUCUUGGAGGCGAAGAAUAAAUUGACAGGAAAGGAAAGCGAUUUAGUGAGAAGAAUUUUCAACGAUCAGAUGGUCCAAGUAGAGAAGGCACUCCURCGURCGGACUUGUAUUCUAGGGAUCCUAUAAAUAGGCACGUCAUAAUUGGAAACAUUUUCUUAGGUGUACAUAGUGCUAAGGUAGAUGGCAAUUUGAAAGAAGCCAACAGACAGUUAUCCGCUGUUGCAGAAGCUUUUUCUUCGGCUGCAGAUGUUCUAAAACCUCUGAAGAGUUUGGGAUUCAAUAUGGCACCCUCUGUGUUUAUCCAAAUUUGGGCAGCAUUUGCUAGUCUGUUAAUUUGUUUAUUAUAGUUUAUUUUUUUACAAGCUUUUACGUUAUGUUUAUGUAAUUAUAUAGGCUGAAAUUGA
Molecule: messenger RNA, 1971 nt
Organism: Exaiptasia diaphana
Lineage: Eukaryota; Metazoa; Cnidaria; Anthozoa; Actiniaria; Aiptasiidae
Product: putative N-acetylated-alpha-linked acidic dipeptidase
Exons: 4
Coding region: 1-1914 (637 amino acids)
Molecular function (GO): carboxypeptidase activity
Source: RefSeq, a predicted model, not a curated record